AUGUCUACAAUUCAAGCCGCCAUGGCCCAGCUCUUACCUGCUGAGCGGCAAGCUCGUGAAGGUAGAGCCCUGUUAUCGCUUAACGCCUCUAUCAGCCGAACGCUUCUCACUAUCGAGCAAGAAUGUCAACCAGCUCGUCAACUACGCAAGAUUCAGACAGAGAUCCGCCGUCAUAUCCUUGCGACUCUCGUUGACGAGGAAACAGCAGAUUCAAAUCAAAAUACCGCUCAAGGACCAAGUGAACGCGAAGCGUCUCGUGAGGACUUUUUGCCUCAUCCCGACACCGUUCUUCCAAGCAUCGAGCAGGAAUUAUACUAUGCCCCUGUUACAAUAGCCUCAUCCACGGUUGGUGGUACACCUGGCGAGGCGCCUGAACGAAAAAGACGUCCAGCUACAGCAAUCCUGAAUGAGUCAGACGAUUUGAACGACCAGUCUCCAACAGCAAAGAAGCGAGCCGCUGACGACGAAUUUGACUCAGUCGCUAAACGCCCCAAGACGUGGCUCGGUACAAUGACGAGAGGGUUCUUCGCUUGA
Molecule: messenger RNA, 534 nt
Organism: Fusarium redolens
Lineage: Eukaryota; Fungi; Ascomycota; Sordariomycetes; Hypocreales; Nectriaceae
Exons: 1
Coding region: 1-534 (177 amino acids)
Source: RefSeq, a predicted model, not a curated record